Vigna umbellata (rice bean) is the source of this 1093-nucleotide messenger RNA. The record is from RefSeq and is a predicted model, not a curated record. NCBI's taxonomy places the organism in Eukaryota, Viridiplantae, Streptophyta, Magnoliopsida, Fabales, Fabaceae.
UUCUGAAAUCUGAUUUCAGUAAGCUGAAUAACAUGAAGAAAGGGUUUACCCAUGGAGAGGCAUCCCCUAUUUGUGAUAAAAUUGUAUUUGAUAAGGUAAAGCAGGGUUUAGGAGGUAGAGUUCGUCUUAUUUUGUCUGGAGCAGCACCUUUAUCUGCACAUGUGGAAGGUUACUUACGGGUGGUGACUUGUUGUCAUGUCCUACAAGGAUAUGGCCUGACUGAAACCUGUGCGGGAACCUUUGUCUCAUUACCAAAUGAAAUGGAAAUGCUUGGAACGGUGGGCCCUCCAGUACCAAAUGUUGAUGUGUGCUUGGAAUCUGUUCCUGAAAUGGGAUAUGAUGCCCUAGCAAGCACACCAAGGGGAGAAAUUUGUGUAAAGGGUAAAACCUUGUUUUCCGGGUACUACAAACGUGAAGAUCUCACCAAAGAGGUUCUGAUCGAUGAAUGGUUCCAUACAGGGGAUAUUGGAGAGUGGCAACCUAAUGGAAGCAUGAAAAUUAUUGAUAGGAAAAAAAAUAUAUUUAAACUUUCACAGGGAGAAUAUGUUGCUGUCGAAAACCUGGAGAACAUUUAUGGACAAGUUUCAUGUAUUGAAUCUAUAUGGGUUUACGGAAACAGUUUUGAGGCCUUCCUUGCUGUUGUUAAUCCCAGAAAGGAAGCACUUGAACAAUGGGCUCAAGAAAAUGCUAUAUCAAAGGACUUCAAUUCUCUUUGUGAAGAUGCUAGAGCAAAAAGUUACAUACUUGCAGAGCUCUCAAAGAUUGGAAAGGAAAAGAAGUUGAAAGGUUUCGAGUUUAUAAAAGGAGUUCAUCUUGACCCGAUUCCGUUUGACAUGGAACGUGACCUUAUCACUCCAACAUACAAGAAGAAGAGGCCACAGUUGCUUAAAUUUUAUCAGAAUGCUAUUGACAACAUGUACAAGAGUACAAAGUAAGCCAUGGCUCAGAGGUGCUUUGGGAGUUAAUGUCACGGGGACAAUUUAUUUUCUGCAUGUUAUUCUCUUCCUUCUAUUGUUUCCCUUAGGUGACUGUAUAUACGAUGAAUAUAGGGAUACCCAAUAUUAUAAAUGUAUUUUUAUUUAUAAUUUCUUCA